Messenger RNA from Pseudopipra pipra, 6898 nucleotides. It is a transcript of the gene METTL23, whose product is annotated as methyltransferase 23, arginine. The record is from RefSeq and is a predicted model, not a curated record. The transcript has 5 exons. Gene Ontology annotation, cellular component: nucleus; cytoplasm. Lineage: Eukaryota; Metazoa; Chordata; Aves; Passeriformes; Pipridae. The coding region runs from base 312 to 1019 and encodes 235 amino acids.
AUCCCCCGCCGCCGCCGCUCCCCGUCCCGCGGCGGGCCCGCGCUCCGCGCUUCCUGCUCUGCUGACAGCGGCGGGCCGGCCGCGCAUCACCCGGCUUCUUCCGCUCUCCUGGCCCCGGCCCGCGGAGGCGCCCGCAGCGCCCCGGUGGGGCGGCGGUGCGGGCGGGCGCGGCCUGGUGUGCCAGCGGUGCCCGGGGCAGGCGCCGCCAUCGUCACCCGCAGCGGCGCUCCGCGUGACGUCACGGCGAAAGGAGGCGCCGAUUGGCCGGCGCAGCCCGGCGCCCUCACGUGUCCGCCCGCCAUUGGUUCCGCAUGGCGGAGCCGCGGCGGCGCGCGCGGCGGUACCGCUUCGAGGAGGGUCCGGCGGCGCUGGCCGUGCGUGUGCCCGAGGUGCUGGACUCGCAGUACGGGCUGUACGCGUGGCCCAGCGCCGUGGUCCUGGCGCAGUACGUGUGGGCGCAGCGGCGGAGCCUGCCCGGCAGGCGAGUGCUGGAGAUCGGAGCCGGUGUGAGCCUGCCGGGCGUGGUGGCCGCCCGGUGCGGGGCGCAGGUGACCCUGUCGGACAGCGAGGAGCUGCCCUGCUGCCUGCAGAGCUGCCGCCGCAGCUGCCUCAGCAACCGCCUGCCACACGUGCCCGUCAUCGGGCUCACCUGGGGCCGCGUGUCGCCAGAGCUGCUCGCUCUUGCUCCUGUAGACAUUAUUUUAGGCUCAGAUGUCUUUUUUGACCCCAAAGACUUUGAAGAUAUAUUAACUACAAUUUACUUCUUGCUGGAGAAGAAUCCACAUGCUCAGUUCUGGACUACUUAUCAAGUCCGAAGUGCUGACUGGUCUAUCGAGGCUCUGCUCUGCAAAUGGAACCUGAGGAGCAUCCACGUUCCCCUACACUCCUUUGGUGCAGACAAGGAGCACUUGGCCAGCUCGUCUCUCCCAGGAAGGCACACAAUCGAAAUGAUGAUCAUCUCACUGGCACAGUCAGAGGGCACUUCAGUUUAUUCCACUUUAGGUUCCAGUACAAGGUGAUACUCAGCUGUUCUGAUCUGCAGAAAACAGUCCUGUUUACAGCAAACCUUGUGUGUAUUUCUGGGAAGCAGUUAAUUCUUAAAACAUGCAUUGUAAAAAUAAAGCUGUUUGGUUUUUUCCAGCUAUGGCUUAUGAGAAAUUUGUGCUCCUCCCCAAAGCCCAUGAAAUAGUUCAGAGACUCAAUUCCAUUGUGUCAAGCCACUACACAACACAGCUUAACCUGGAAAUCCAUGAGAUCCAACCUAAAUCCACAACUUCAGCAAUGGAAAGGUAACUGCACUCUUUCAAAUUAAAGACCAGCCCCAUAAGAUCAGUUUCCCAGGACUGGGAAUCCUGGAAUCCACAUACAAAAGCCAGCCCCUUUGUAAAUGAGUGUGUGUAGACUGUGCUAACCUGGAACAUACAAACUCCCCAGUUUGUAGAAAAGUACUUUUAAUCCUCAACAAAAGCCAUACUGCCAGCGUUCAGAUGUUUCCAUUCCCAUUUAACAUACAUGCAUAAAAUUAACAAGGCAUUACAAUAACCCUUGACACAGGAUGGUUGAAGUUACAAUUCAUUUGGUACCAAAUCAAGAAAAAUCAUCACUGUAAGAUCAGCCCCCAUCAAGCAGCAGCCUGGGCAAGCACACAGCAAUGCAAUUAGUACUGCUCAGUGUGGACCUUCCACAACACCUCAGGACCUGGCUGGGUCAGUGUUCACAGCCUGGUGUGCAACACUUGCCACACAACAUCGGGUUAGUCACAAUACUAAUUUGAGUUUGCCCACAGUAAUUUAAAAGCAACCCCGGUGGAUAAAAUUUAUAAGCAGUAGAAUGCAUUCAGUUACUAUAUAGAAGUUAAACAUAGACAGUAUAAUUGCAGAAAUCUUUUCAAGCUAAAAAUAAGCUGACCCAAGACAUUAAGUUGAGAAAAGUUAACACAGAAAAAUGUUUAAUAUUAACUACAGAGACAGUGGGUAUAGUACAGAAUAUCGUAAGCAAAAGAUACACCAAUCAGUACUUACAAAGGAAUGAACCAUUUCUGUUCUUAACAUUACAUAUCUCAUAUGUAAGUUCAUAUAUGUAGGUUGGUUUUACCAUCUGGAAAUAAUAAGGUGUGUAUAUCAUCAGCUAGAUGUGCUCACUGUAUGCUCCAUAUUUUUUACGCAAGGCCCGGGUGACUGGAAGUGCAGUUGUCAGGCAUUUUAAUUAACUGGACAGCCAUUUGUUUCUGCACGACAAGGCAUCGUUACACAGGAGCAAUCAGGAGACAACAGGAAACAGCCAAGCACUCUGCACUGCAACACGCCACCUUAACAGCUAACCAGCAUUACUCAACUGCUACACAACUGCGCCUAGUGCACAAAAAUACAUAAGAGAAGAGAUUAGAAUUGAGUCUGAUAAAACAAUCCUUUCAUAUAUCAACUGUCACCUGAAAAGAUUUCUACCAAUUUUGAAUUUGAAGAUACUAUUUUAAUGCAAAGUUGUUUUUUCUUAAAAAAAAAAAAAAGCAUUUACAGUUAAGUUUCAAAUUGAAGUUCUGUAGAAUUUUACUUAAGGAAUGAAAACAAACUUGAGAAUACUUUCUGACAGUUAGCUACUCGGCAUAUAAUGGCUGCAUGAUUCCUCAGUAUGAAACUGGAGGCAGCAAGUUACCAUCAGUUUUAAUUUCCAAUAGAAGUCAGCACUAUAUAAACAAAAAUGAAGUUUUACCUCAAAUAUCCAAGCCAAUAAUGAAAUCGGUAGUCGUUCACUUCACUAAAUUACAAGAAAUUUGAAUAACAGCAACAAAAUGGCACAUAAAAAUGUAAAAUCUGCCACUUGAGGCGCAACUUAAACAAGUAAAAAGUUAGACAAAAUGUUACAAAAUAACCUUUUCAACAGCUGGUUGCUCGGCCAGGGUCUCUCCAAUGGGCUGAAGACUCAAGCGAUCUUUUCCCCCCAAAGGCGUCCUUUAUGUGGGUUCUCAUUUAGCUGAAGCAUCUAGGUUUGAAGAAAAGAAAGUUCAGCCAGGUUUCUACCUUGUCUGUUUUGGGUGUGGAUGACUUCAGGGAUACUUCUAGUUGUGUUUCAACUGGCUUUGCCUAAGUUAAUUUUAAGUUUUAGGAAUUUCCACAGUGUUCCACCUCCCCCCCCUUGUGUCGCUUUACUUCAGAGGCCAAAUGUAAGGUUCUGUCAGAGUAUUUAGUUACAAAGGAGAACAAGCACCAGGCUGUAGAUCAAGCCACCAUUAACUUCAAUUCAGCCUGUUCAACAAUCGAUUAUUAAAAGCUAUAUAAAAGUUAAAAAAGCUAAUACUUCUUCAUAAAGACUUAACUAAACUCUUAAGUAGCAUUCAAAACAGAAAACGUGACUAGUUUUGCUACAAUUAUCUAACUCCAGAGCUAGCUUAGGCCCUUUCCUUUUAAAAAACAGGACCAAACAGUUUGAAGGGUUAAAGACACACUAUCCUUUCCCCACCCAGUGUAUCCUUAGAUGCCUCUUCCAAGAUGUCGACUUGAGGAAAAACUAGUUUCCGUGGUUUUCUCGUUGCCAUGGAAUUUGCCCCUUUUCUAGGACACUUAUUACCUCCAGUCAGUACAACGGCCACUGAACCGAUCUUCCGUUCUAAAAGGAUAGUGUAUCUUUAACAGUGUAAGACAAACCUGCUCCAACACACGCCCACAGAAACUGGUCCCUGGAGGAUCAGCCAAAUCAGUUAAAAUCUGCAAUACUGGCCAAUAUUCUUUUAGCAAACAGGAGACCGCAGCUUUAAAGGGGAAAAUGCAGAUGUUGGAUAAAUACAGUAAGAAAUAGUCAUUUGCAUCAUAGGUUGCGUCUCAUACAAUAUUUUAAUAAAACCAAGGCAUUAAUCUCGCAAUAAAACAUUUUCUCUGUAGAAAAAAAAAAAUAUUUCCGUAGAAAACCCUUCAGUAAUAACUUCCCUAAACCAAUAACCAAAAAGCACUGCUCAGGAAAAAAAAAACCAAAACCAACAACUAACAGUGUGCCCCGUUAGGAUUCACUUGGUUCAGGAUAUUAAUGCUCUAAGAACUACCCAACACCCCACCUAAGUGCUCUAAUAAAGUAACAUGCAACAUGUGCUGAUCCCGAGGUACAUUACCAUGUUCCUAGGAGGAUACAGCUCCUUCUUCUUCAGGAGACUUGGGAGGGCUCUUAGAUCUGGAUCUAGAGUUGGAUUCCCUCUUUGAAGCAGGGGGAGGGCUUCUAGAUCUGGACCGGGAUCUUGACCUGGACCGGGAUCUGGAGACAGAUGAGGACUUUGACUUGGAUCUCCUGGCAGACCUGGACUUGGAGGUGGAGCGAGACCGAGAGCGUGUACGAGACCGGGAUUUGGAUCGGCUGUAGCGGGACCGACUGCGGGAUCUAGAGCGGCUCCUGCUUCUAGAUCGGCUGCGACGGCGUCUUCUAGGGCUAAAACAUACCAGGAAGGGGAAGGAAAAGGAAAGAAAAAAAAAAGACGCGUUAAAAGUUGCUCACGGGCAGCGCAGAAUCCAGUGAGUGCCGCGGGACAGGGAGGGCGGGACAGGACGCACGUGGGCAAGAAAACGAGCGUUACGAGGGCGCCAUUGUUCAGAGCGAGUGGCCGGGGGCUAAAUUUACUACAGGGCAAAAACCUUCCACUCCGAGGGGACCAUAUGUGCCUUCACUACUAAGCCCCUACUCCCCCUGCCCAACCCCGCCGCGAAACUCACUGGGAAAGGCUACAGAAUCACAGAACCGGUCAGGUUGGCAGGGACCGCAGAGGGUCAUCUGGUCUACACUCCCUGCUUAAGGAGGGUCAUCCCGGAGCACAUGAUUAUGUCGUGUACUCAGCUGCCGGAGUAUCCCCACCGCGGGAGACUCCACCACCUCUCUAGGCAACCAAUACACAACCACGCGGCCCCCGCUACGCCCGCUAGGACCUAACCCUCGUCCCCCCAUCUACUGCCAUAAGUUCGCUGCUCACCUGCGGCUGCGGCGGCCGUACCCGCUGCUGCUGUACCGGCGGGGCGGCGGCCCGCGGCGGCUGUGGUGCGAGUCGGGCGGGCGGCCGUACCGGGCCAUCUGUACGCGGAGCUCCCGCCCGUCCAGCACCGCCCCGUCCAUCGCGUCCAUCGCGUCCUCCGCGUCCCGCUUGUCGUGGAAGCGCACGAAGGCGAAGCCGCGGCUCUCCUUGGUGUAGCGGUCCCGCGGGAUGUAGACGUCGCCCACCCGGCCGUACUUCUCGAAGACCCUCCGCAGGGUGUCCGGGGAGGUGCGGUAGGUCAGGUUGUCCACCUUGAGGGAAGUCAUGCCCUCCACGUCGGGCGGCGGGCGGCCGUAACUCAUGGCGGGCUGGAGCCCCUGAGGGGCGGUGGCGGCCGACGAGAAUAAACCUGAGGGCGAUGUGAGGGGUCAGCAGCGGGCGCGGCCCUGAGGGCGACGCGCCUCACGCCGCGGGGCGAGCGCCGAGGCGGCGGCGCGGCAGAGCCCAGAAACGAGGAGAACUACAGCGCAUAGGGAAAAGCCCGCGGGGCCCGCAGGGAGCAGCACCAACCUCAGGGUCCGAGGGGCGGCCCGAGGCCGGAGCGAAGCGCCAGGAGCGGCCGCCCCGUCCCGUCCGCCGCGGCGAGGAAAUGAGGGGGAACCGCCCGCGCGCGCGGCUUAACGCCACAAAAUGGCCGGCGGGACCCCGGAAGGGAAACGCGGAGCCGCCCCGCCCGCGACACCGCCACCCCGACCCCGGAGCCCUUUUUACCCCUUUUCCCCGAGGUGGUCCCGCGGGGAGCGCGGGGAAUCCGCCCCUAAAUUAAUAAUUCGCCCCUGCGUUGGAAAGCGGCCCUGAAAACGGCGCCGCUGUGACCCGGAAGAGCUCCGGGGAGGCGGGGAAUUAUUUUUUUUUGAACAAUGUGUGUUGAAAACCGUAAGAAAAACAAUAAUAAAAAGAAAAGGAAAUAAGAGCAGGGCUGUGCGCGUGAGGUGAGGGGGCAGAGGGGUGGGAAACCGCCGCAGCAGGGAAAAAAAAAAGCGAUGGUGAAGGGAGUCGGUUGUGGCGCGGGCGGGAGGGGACGGUUUAAAAUGGCGGACGGGGAGAGCUGUGAGGGCAGAGUCAUGAGGGGCGGCGGCAGGUCGGGGCUCGGCUUCAUGAGAGGAGUCGGUUCAGGGCGCUUGUCCGACGCUCUGUGAGGGCGGUUCUCCCGGGACAGCUGCUGUGGGAGCUCCGUGCCAUUCCUGCUCCCGCUCCGCUGUGCUCCGGUGGCCGCCGUGAGGGACCAGGCAGCCCGGUGCGGGCUCUUCUUCACCUCCUGCCGGCAGCGGUGCCCCGUGAAGCCUCCUCGGUCCCUCCAGCUCUGGAUGUGCCUCGAUGGAUACGCAGCUUAUCGGUGCAUGUGGGAGCUGAGCGAGGAAACAUUAAAAUCCUCCGUACCCCAGCCUGCUCUGCAAACUCGUGCUGUGGUAGCAUGCUCUGGAAUUGGAGCAAAAGAGAAAUCUUGCACACCCCUUGUGUAAGGAUGACAAGCAGGUUCCCACAGUUUUGGCCGGGGAAUUCUGUGAAAGCUGUUCCCCUGCCUCAAAAGUUGUUGCUAUGUCACUUCAAGCACUGAAUAAAAUGCCCAAACCCCAUGUAUGAACUGCAAUACCUAGUUUUCAUCGCACAACAGUGUUAAAAGUUUCUAGCCAUCUGUUUCGUGAUACUAUGUUAAAAAAAGAGUAAAGAAACAAGACCAUUUCCUUCUGAUUUGUUCAGUCACAGUAUUGAUAUGAGAGAGCAAUUUCAGUAUUAGAAUUUAAAGUCUUAGUCUUACUGUAACUGUGUUUAAUCUUAUUUUGCAAUGAAGAAGUAUAAAAGUAAGCAGUGACAUCAAUGCAAAACCAGAAACAGCUGUUUGUUUCCUGCUAAAUGACUUAAGAAAUCAAAUAAACUAGUUUUAGUUUCGCA